Molecule: messenger RNA, 3610 nt
Organism: Melanotaenia boesemani (Boeseman's rainbowfish)
Lineage: Eukaryota; Metazoa; Chordata; Actinopteri; Atheriniformes; Melanotaeniidae
Exons: 14
Coding region: 144-1523 (459 amino acids)
Source: RefSeq, a predicted model, not a curated record
UUUCUCUUUUCCGUGCAAGGACCCUGUCGACUGGUAGUUUUUUUAACCAUCUGUUUAAUUUAUUAGUUUUUAAAUGAGUCUUUAUUAGUUCCAUAAUCAUCUGAAUUGUGUUUUUCAUUAGAAUUUUAUUUAUUUUAGAGAAGAUGUUACAGUCGAGGACUCAGCUGGUCGUUUUUCUGCUGGUAGCUAUAGGAGGAAACUCAGCCAAAUCCGUAGACUACAAAGAAGAGAGCAAAGAAGCUGUCCUAAGUCCCAGUCCUGUGACGGAUCCCAUCACUAGUGUAACGUGGAAAUAUUAUAGUGACAUAGCAUUAGACUGGUAUGGAGAUCAAACAGUCUGCUACCGGCAAUUCAGAGAUCGGUGCAAGUUGAACAAGACAACAGGAGAGCUAACAAUCAUAAACCUGUAUAAAAAUGACAGCGGCACCUACACACCAGAGAUCAAUAAUAUAAUCCUUCAAACGACUGAAAUCCUGGUUAUCUCUCCCGUCCCCACACCUACAGUUACCACAAGGUGCAACGGUGAGAAAACCCGCUGUCUUUUAACCUGUGAAGGGAACAUCGCAGGUGCUGAGCCGGUCUCCUAUGUCUGGAUGUCUGAUCACACCUCACUACCAAGUUCUACCAAGGAGCUAAACAUAACAAAGGAGGAGACGAAGGAUUCGAUUAGCUGCAUGCUGAGAAACCCGGUCAGCAACAGAAGCUGCGAAAUCCUGAACCCUUUUAAAGAAAUUAACAACAGGGCUUACAUUGGAAUAGUGCUACCCAUCACUUUGAUUCUGGUUCUGGUUCUGGUCAUUUGUGUCAUCAUUUUCGGAGAGAAAGUCAAAUCCAGAGAAGUUCAGACAGCUCUGAUGAAGACUCUGGAGCCAGAGGAGGCCGAGGAGAAGAGUCUACUUCCUUCACAAGACUCUCUUCCCAUAGCCAGUUUCUCCGGAGAUGUAGAGAAAGGAGUCGAGAACGGAAACGAGGAGAGAGGAGACCAGGAUGUUCCUCCAGAGGAACUCACAUGCAAACCAUCAGAGAAUGACACAGACAAGAAUGAAGAUGAAGAAGUUAAAAUCACUUCAGCAGAAGAAGCAGAGGAUAAAGACUCUGCUGAGUCUGGCAUAGCUUCAUCGGCUGUCCAGGUCGCAUCACAGAGUCCUGAUGGAAAUACAGAUAAUGCGCAACCUGGUGGAGACAAAUGUCUUUGUAAAUAUGAUGGUCGUUGCAACAAGAUAAGUCAUGAUCACAGAAGAAAAUUCAGACACACAGUAGAUCCUGUGGUCUGGCUUGCAGUAAGACUUGGUAAUGACCAGAAAAAUGUCAUGUUAAAAGAGCCGAGUCUGCCAAUCUUUCUAAAUGCAGUUCAUGAAAAGUUUAAGGUCCCAGAACAAACAGAAAUGAAGGUCUUCGACUGCAAAAUGACUGAGUUGGAUGACAAUGACUGUUUUGAACGCUUGGUAGACAAUCGUCCAUGUGGGAUAUUCACUGUGAAAUAUAACACAGGCCCUACCAAGUCCUCGUGUACCAUGUCAUGAUUCAGCUGACUCGGGCGAUAUAGAAGUUACAGAGGAGCACACAUGACUAACUCAUGGACAUCAGUCACUCCCAGUGAUAAAAACUUAAGAGGAGGAGGAUGAAAAUAUCAUUUUUGGACUCAUCCUAAGACGGGACAGCAGCAGAUUCUGUUAAAAACCUGUUAAAAACUGGCUGAAAACAAAACAAGAGUGACCCAACCUAUAAAAUGUAAAAAAGUCUGCAGUCAUGUUGUUUUGGAGCAUUAGUGUGUUUUUAAUUUUUAUUAGACAAAUUAGAGCUUUUUUAUAAAGUAGACAGGAAUUAAGUUAUAUUGUUUUCAUGUUGAUGUUGUUUAUAUUGCUAAGGUUUUUAUGUUACUUUUUUCCCUGUUUUAUUUCUCUUUGAAAGGUCCAAUCAGGGACAAGAGUUAAAAAUAACUUUGCUAUAUACUUUUCUUGCUAAACAUUAGUUGCACUAUAUGUUUUCUAUGUUUCUAUGCUUUGUCCAUGAUAAAUACAUGUAUAAACAUUUUUUAAAUCUUAUAAUUUCUGGUAGUAUGUUUAGUUAAUAUUCUAAAUGUUUUUGAUUGAAUUUCUGUAUCAUAUAUAGAACAAACAGAAAAAAUAUUUUAAAUUAGUCACCAGGUUUAUUAUAAAUUCAUCUUCUGUCAUCCAGCCUCUAAAAUACUAAAUAAAAAGGGUUCUAGCUGUCCAGUGGUUUUAAAUAUUUUUAAUGAUGGAUGUGGUUAUGAACAAUUAUAUCAUUUUAUGUAGUAUGUUUGAUACAAUCUACAAUAAAAUGGCAGGGAAAUGUUUUAUAAUGCAUUUUAUUACAAAAUAAUUCAUGUUUAUUCCAAAUCUUCAAACGUCAGCAGGACUUCGAUUUUGAAUCGACAUUUUUAUUUUCUAAGAGAGCUGAUUAGUUGGGAGGUAAACCUGAAUGAGACCACUUCCGGUUCAGCGCUGCAAAGCUGGUUUGGUUCUGUCCCCAUGGCAACUUAUCUUAUAAACUUCGCUUCCCAUAGCCAAAGAAGAUGAGAUCUACCAAGACACUUUCUUGAUCGGCUAGGAAAGAAUCCCUCCUCCUUUGCGAAUAAUAACAGAAUGGAACGGUCCUUCUGUUGUCAUGGCAACAACCCCAUAGUCAUUUUCAAAACACAAAGUUAAAAAAAGAAAAAAGAAAAGAAGGAAGGACGGAAGAAUAAUUGUCCCUCCUCAAGGAAUCUAAACAAAUAAAAGAAGAACAAGAAGACGGUAAAUGUUUUUCGGUUAGAUCAGGUCACGUAGCAUCCAAGAAGCAGCACCCGUUCGGAUUCGGGACCCUACUGGACUCUGAAGACCCGGUCUGAACAAAAACCUGAACAACUUUCAAUCUUUAGGAUGGAACUUUCAUUUCAAUCUCUGAAAAUCGCACAUCAAGCCCGAGAAGCGGUGAGUGAAGAGAGUUUUUCUUCUUUUAACCGCAGGCAGAUGUGACGGAUAACUUUAGUUUAGCUAACAACUUUAAGCUAUCAGUCCGAGAUAAUGCUUAUGACCAGAUUAACAGCUCCAAGUUACAGUCGGUGAUAUGACAUUUAUCCCAGCUCAGGCAGGUUCAUUGGACUCAAAUAGUUAAUGAUAAACUGCCAGUAACAUGUUUUCAAAACAAGUUAACCUCAAAGCGAAUUAUGCUAGUUUUUAUACAUGCAGAGCCACAUUGGAAAACUAGCGUCCACUGGUUGCCUGGAUACCACGUCAGGUGUUUUACCUUGUGGUGGUUUGUCGAUCCCAUGGCGACUGGUAUCUAUCGGCCUGAGCACCAUCUGAUAGUCGUUUAUUUAUUUGUUUGAGCGGACAAUCUUAAAUCUAUUCUGUUUUAAAUAAAUAAAUAAUUAAACAGUUAGGCUGUCAAAAAACAGCCAAAAAUUAUCAAAUAUUUGAUUAUUAUUGGUUUAUUGAGACACUUGACAACGUUAUUAGCGACUCGUCUUUAAUUUAACCAUUAGUUGACCAGGCAAAACAUUAAGAACAAAUUCUUAUUUACAAGGUUGGCCUGACAAGUGUCAGAAAACACUUGUAAGACAGUAAAAAAAAAAAAAAAAAAAAGAAAGUAUAAGCUCUCCCCUUAA